AUGUCGGCAUACUUGUGCUAUGUUUAUGUGCGACUCGUUGCCCUUAUUGUUGGUGUUGUGGUCAACGCCUUUACCCUGUUCAUCAUCAUCUACAACGCCAAGCUUCGACACCAGCGCAACAUUUUCACAUUCAAUCUCGCUUUGGCUGACUUUGUUGCAGCCACUUGCGAGAUAUUGCGUGCAACUCUGAUCAGCGGCAAACUGAUCGACUGUACUCAGGUAAUCUUUCACUGCGCUAUCCUUGUGUCAGUGAUGAGCAUCCUGGCCGUCGCUUGCUCCCGCUUCAUCUCCAUCGCAUUCGAUCCGUUCGGAAGUCGCAACCUGGUCACCACCCGCCGCUGCGUCGUCGGCUGCAUCGUAAUGUGGAUCGCUACGGCACUGCCGCUUCUGAUACUGUUCUACUGCUCCACUGUCUACCGCGCCAUCUUGUUCACGAUGAUGCCCAUCAUCAUCUUGACCAGUCUGGGUGUCACGGCCUUCUGCUACUGCAUGACCUACAGGGACAUCGCUAGCGCGUCGGGGAAGCAGCAGGCCAUCGGCGGGACUGAUCAGAUCAAGGGACGAGUGAAGGAGAAUCGCAAGGUCCUCCUGACGUUCGCCGUUAUCACACUGACAAGCAGUGUAUGUUGGAUCGUGCACUGCUUCCACGAUAUCCUCCAGAUCUACGCCAUCUACUACGACAACAUCGACGCCGUCAGCAACAUCCUCGUCGCCCUCAACUUCGUCAUCGACCCGGUCAUCUACUGGUGGCGAUUGGACGAGUUCCGCGCCGUUCUCGUCAAGAUGAUGUGCAUGAGCGCGGUGGCGCGUCGUCUGAGGAAGGCCGGUGGUCGUGUGGAUGAUAGCUCGUCGUCGUCCUCACAAAGUACGAAGGUCUUCACCAUGGCCGACGAGUCAAAGAGGAUCGCCCCUCGGCUCUCUCCAACGCCAUCGAUUUCUGAGAUGUAAAAUUUCCCCACUCGCGUUUCCUGGUCAUCUGUUUCAAAUCGGAAAUCUAAAAGAAGAUGCUUCUUUUCAUUUACGACGCAAUCUAAAAUAUAAAAUGAUGGUUUAAUAACAGUCGCUUAUUUUCUUGUAAUUAUUGGGUCCAAACAAAGUACCUCUUAAAAAAAUAAAGGUCAAAAACUAUUUUGAGAGAUAUGAUUGAUUGGCAAAGCCCCAGCGGGGCCGGGGAAUUUUUGUUAAGUGGGGCACCUCAUAAAAAGAAACUUGAAAUGGGGAACUACCACCUUUGUCCAUUUUUAUGGCAUUUUAAUUCCAUAACAUUCUACUACUACCAAGUGUGAUUCUUGUAUUCCGUAGAUGCCAA
Messenger RNA from Lytechinus pictus (painted urchin), 1309 nucleotides. Its product is annotated as C-X-C chemokine receptor type 2-like. The transcript is spliced from 3 exons. Gene Ontology annotation, biological process: G protein-coupled receptor signaling pathway. Lineage: Eukaryota; Metazoa; Echinodermata; Echinoidea; Temnopleuroida; Toxopneustidae. Gene Ontology annotation, cellular component: plasma membrane. The record is from RefSeq and is a predicted model, not a curated record. The coding region runs from base 1 to 948 and encodes 315 amino acids. Gene Ontology annotation, molecular function: G protein-coupled receptor activity.